AUUAAUUUCGGAUGAAAAAAAAAAGAGAAAGGUGUGGGGACGCAUCACACACCAAAUCACUGUUUCUCCUGAAAACAUCUUUCAAGCUCUCUCUCAAAGACAUGACGCCGGAAGCUACGGAGAAUGAGCGAUGGUGCGUUGUUACCGGUGGUAGAGGAUUCGCGGCGAGGCAUCUUGUUGAAAUGCUCGUACGCUACGAAAUGUUCAGCGUCCGCAUCGCCGAUUUAGCUCCGGCGAUAAUGCUUGAUCUUCAUGAAGAGAACGGAGUUCUCGACGAAGGAUUAAGAUCUGGUCGUGUUCAAUAUAUCUCCGCUGAUCUUCGAGAUAAAUCUCAAGUCGUUAAAGCUUUUCAGGGAGCUGAGGUGGUGUUUCACAUGGCAGCUCCAGAUUCUUCUAUCAACAAUCAUCAGCUUCAGUACUCGGUGAAUGUUCAAGGGACACAAAAUGUGAUUGAUGCUUGUGUUGAUGUUGGAGUAAAGAGGCUUAUUUACACUAGCUCUCCUAGUGUUGUGUUUGAUGGUGUUCAUGGUAUUUUAAAUGGUAGUGAAUCAAUGGCUUACCCAAUUAAGCACAAUGACUCAUAUUCAGCAACUAAAGCUGAAGGAGAAGAAUUGAUCAUGAAGGCGAAUGGGAGAAAAGGACUACUCACUUGUUGCAUACGUCCAAGCAGUAUUUUUGGUCCCGGUGAUAGAUUAUUGGUACCCUCACUUGUUGCUGCUGCUAGGGCUGGAAAAUCCAAGUUUAUUAUAGGUGAUGGGAAUAAUCUCUAUGAUUUCACUUACGUUGAGAAUGUUGCUCAUGCCCAUGUUUGUGCUGAGCGUGCUCUAGCUUCAGGAGGAGAUGUUUCUACAAAAGCUGCUGGACAGGCAUAUUUCAUUACCAACAUGGAGCCAAUUAAAUUUUGGGAGUUUGUGUCACAGCUCCUUGAAGGACUUGGUUACGAGAGGCCAAGCAUAAAGAUCCCUGCGUUUGUCAUGAUGCCGAUUGCGCAUCUGGUUGAACUGACAUAUAAACUGUUGGGACCAUAUGGGAUGAAAGUACCACAACUAACACCUUCAAGAGUUAGGCUUCUCUCGUGCAGUAGAACUUUCGAUUCCACAAAAGCAAAGGAUCGGCUAGGCUAUGCUCCUGUGGUGCCACUUCAGGAAGGUAUACGGAGGACGAUAGACUCAUUCUCUCACCUAACAGCUGGAAGUCAAUCCAAAAGAGAGGGCCCAUCCAAGGCUUCUAGGAUCCUUGGAGGCGGAAAGGUUGCAGAUACACUUCUCUGGAAGGAUUUAAAGCAGACUCUCAUUGCCAUAUUCAUUCUAAUUAGUGUCUAUUAUAACUUUGUUGCAACUGGUUCUACCAUCGUAACUGCUCUUUCAAAGGCUCUAUUGGUAGCAUCGGUAUUUUUGUUCCUCCAUGGCAUUCUACCAGAGAAAAUAUUUGGUUAUACAGUUGAAAAGAUUCCUGCAUCGCAGUUUCACCUCUCGAAAGACUCAUCAGAACACCUCUCAUUGUCAGUGAUCUCUUCAUGGAACACCACUGUAAAAGCUUUAAGAUCUCUUUGCCAGGGGAAUGAUUGGAGCUUCUUUUUCAAGGUGGUCUUCGUUUUGUUAGCAUUGAGUUUGGCUGGAGCCAUAUCUCUUCACAACAUAUUUGUUAUUGGAAUUCCCAUUGCCUUCAUUGCUUUUAUCGUGUACGAAAAAAAGGAGCAAGAGAUCGACUCAAUAGUGAUUUUCUAGUGGUUUUUGGUAACAUGCUUGGAGGAAAAUGGAUGUUGCUAGCUUGCUUGGUUUGCGAGAUGCCUAUUAAGUCCCCAGCAUUUGUCCUCUAACAUGAAAGUAAGCAUUAAAAAAUCGAAUGAAUUUGAGAAAAAAAAAAAAAAGGAGAAGAAAGAUUCGCAAAGCCUAUAAAGUCUUGUGGCUCUAUGUACGAUCAUCUACUAAAGCUCAUGUCUUCAAUUAGUGCCUUUGAAUAUAGGAUCAAUUGAUAGAUCAUCAGAACACAAAACAACUUAAAUAUUAAAUCAAAUGACAUAUUAGUAUAAGCCAACUUUAUGAAGUGGCAGCCUUUUUUAUCUACUUCUAGUCUCUGUUUCUCGAAUUUUCCUAUCCUAAUAUCCAAAAUGAAUGUAAAUUGCGUUAAUUUUCA
This is a messenger RNA of Arabidopsis lyrata subsp. lyrata, 2136 nucleotides long. Its product is annotated as 3beta-hydroxysteroid-dehydrogenase/decarboxylase. The record is from RefSeq and is a predicted model, not a curated record. The transcript is spliced from 14 exons. Gene Ontology annotation, molecular function: 3-beta-hydroxy-Delta5-steroid dehydrogenase (NAD+) activity. Gene Ontology annotation, biological process: steroid biosynthetic process. Lineage: Eukaryota; Viridiplantae; Streptophyta; Magnoliopsida; Brassicales; Brassicaceae. The coding region runs from base 12 to 1727 and encodes 571 amino acids.